Saitoella complicata NRRL Y-17804 is the source of this 2583-nucleotide messenger RNA. RefSeq lists its product as uncharacterized. NCBI's taxonomy places the organism in Eukaryota, Fungi, Ascomycota, Saitoellomycetes, Saitoellales, Saitoellaceae. The record is from RefSeq and is a predicted model, not a curated record. Gene Ontology annotation, biological process: DNA-templated transcription; regulation of DNA-templated transcription. The coding region runs from base 1 to 2583 and encodes 860 amino acids. The transcript is spliced from 3 exons. Gene Ontology annotation, molecular function: DNA-binding transcription factor activity, RNA polymerase II-specific; zinc ion binding; DNA binding. Gene Ontology annotation, cellular component: nucleus.
AUGGCCGAGACGAACGGAAUUGGUUUAAAGGCUCCUAGUCAGCAGGUGAAGCGCCGAGCUUGUGUUAUCUGUCGUCGUCGUAAGCUGCGGUGCGAUGGCAUCAGGCCUCUUUGUGGGAAUUGUUCCAGACUUGGUCAUGAGUGCGGUUACGAUGAGACUCGUCGUAAAUCUGGACCUCGUCAAGGUUACGUCAAAGGUCUUGAGAACAGACUUGCACAAGUCGAAAAGCUCCUCGAAUCGGCGCAAGAACUAAGGAUCCAGGACCCACCUCAGCAGAGUGAACACGGUCAGAGCCAGCAACAGCAACAGCAACACCUCCAGUUCAGUGGUAUGGUCCCGCAACCACAGAUCAUGCCUCCGAUGCCGCAGCAGCGUGAGAUCACCAACUUCAUUCCCGGAAUGAUCCCAAUUGGACCGCCGACCAAUGCGAUGAACGUGGCGACGACAGCUUCCGGUGUCGGCAACGAUCUUAAUAUGACGACGCCUGGACAAUGGCAACCAAUCGAUGGUACGUAUAAGCCCAACGAUAUCUUCAACUCCCUCGAUCUCUCCAACAACCGGUUUCAGCUUCCUCAACCCACAAUCGCUCAACCGUCCACUCCCGCAAUUUCUCAACCACAGAUCCCGAACUUGCAAAGCUUCGAGUCGAUGUCGAGUGAGGAGGCCGAUGCCCAGUUUGACGAGUUGUGGGAGCUGAUGCGUAUGAACCCACGUGAAGAGGAUUUACCCCCGUCCAACCUCAUCGACGUCCUCAACCGCCGAUUCUGCGACACGAUGUGGCACGCAAUGCCAAUCCUUCACCGAGGACGUUUUCUCUCCCGUCAACUUGUACCACCGGGAGCGAGGCCGGUGUUGGCGUUGAGGUUUGCAUGUUGGGCACUUGCGGCUGCGGGGCAUGAGGAUGUGAGGUUGAACGCGUUGGCGGAUGGGUACUAUUCCCGUGCGAAACUCGAAAUUCAUAAACUGGAGACGGGAAGGGAGAGUAAAUCGAUCUGUGACCUGGGUGUGAUCCAGGCGUACACCUACGUCGCCGUCUACGAGAUCCACCACGCAUACUGGCCUUCCGCAUGGAUGUCCGUUGGUGCGGCGGCACGGUGUGCGCUCAUGAUGGGUCUGCAUCGUAUUGAUUCCGGUGAGCCGCUGACGGGAAAAGCACAAAAGACACAGAAGAAGUGGGGGAUCCGUGAGGCGGAGGAUCAGUCUGAGCUUGAAGAACGUCGUCGUACGUUUUGGGGAGUGUUUGCGCAGGAUAGGAAGGUGAGUGUGGGGACUGGGUGGCCGUGUGCGUUGCAUGAGAGUGAUGUUACCACCAAUCUUCCUGUGUCGGAAGCUGAGUGGGAAAGGGAUGAUAUUGGGGAGGAGAGUGAAGGUGAACCACUCUUCCCUCUGCAUGUGACGAGUAUGAACCAGAAGACAAGUCCGUGGGGUGCAUUGCUGAGGGCGAGUGCCCUCUUGGGCAAGAUCUCGGAACACAUCAAUCGUGAGAGUCGAAGCCAAUGCAUGCCCUACUCCGAACGUCAUAAAGCCCUCGACAACCUCAUCCAAAACACCCUCUCCUCCCUCCCCCUCCACCUCCGCGUCCUCAACGGUAGCGUCGACCCCCGCGUGCUGUGUCUCAACCUCGGUUUCCUGACAUGUGUGAUUCACCUCCACGCCGCAGUCCUCGAGACGACGAGUUCGUGUGCGGUCACUUUGGAUCGUGAGGGGAGCGUAAGUAGGUGUUACUCCGCCUCAAUGGAGAUGGCGAAUUUAUUGAGGUUGACGAAGGACAUGCCCAUUUCGUUCAACUACAUGAUCACGAAUCGUGGGUUCUCGCUGUACUCUGGUGGGCGCGUCCUCGUCCUCCUGCUUAACGCUUCUAACGAAGCUGGGAACAAGAUUGUUCCAGGAAUGGGGGUGAGAGACGAAAUGCGCGACGCACUCCAGGUCAUCCUCGAGAACUUGGGAAAGGAAGCAGCAUAUUGUUCCAUGUCCGGAAUGUACGUCGCCCAACUCCAAGCCGAACUCGUCUCCGGAUCCCGUCCCGAAGGCGGCUGGUGCGGUGACAAAGUCAUUAUCGAACCCCAAGACGUCGCUGGCCUUGGCCGUCCCUCCGCUCAGCCUUCAACCCCGCCGGGGUUCCACCACGGCUCAACAACCAAUAGCGACGAAAGCAUGCCACAAAUGAGUGAUAGCUCGAGUUCACACGUCCACUCCGCCGACCCAUCUCCCCUCCAACAACCAGAAUCCUCAUUCUUCCCCGAUCACAACGACUCCAAUGACCCCGCAGUCGGCGUCGGAAGGCGUCGUAGCAGUGCAUGGAGCGCUGAUCAGGAAUGGGAAUAUGUCACCCAGAUGAACCACAACCACAACACUGGCACCGCCGCAAUGGGUAUGAACAUGGGAAUGAGUGCGGAGAUGGUGAUGCAGAUGGAGCAAUUUCAGAUGCAACGUAUGAUGCAAGCGAGUGCAGGUCAAGGAUCACCGGGACCGCAGCCGGUGCAGGGUGCGAUGAAGAAUGGGAUGGGGGAUCCUCUUAUGGCAAUGGGUGGGGAACCGGGGGAGGUUGAGAUGUUGGAUGAGAUCCAGCAGCUGUAUUAUUAG